This is a messenger RNA of Peniophora sp. CBMAI 1063, 4494 nucleotides long. NCBI's taxonomy places the organism in Eukaryota, Fungi, Basidiomycota, Agaricomycetes, Russulales, Peniophoraceae. The record is from the annotation of a GenBank genome assembly.
AUGAUCCUCUUUCAAAAGGUUUUUACCGGCUAUGGCGCUGUUUCGUCUGUCUUUGACGGCGAGCCGAGUGUGCAUGCAGUCCCUGUUCUACGCGAUGCACGAGUGAUACCUGCAUACGUCUCCGCUGCGACUGCGGUUCUUCUUUUGGGUCACAGUCUCGUACGGCGGUUCUUCAAGAAGUCCGUUCCGGUCUACGUAUCGGAGCAUGGCCGGACGACCAUACUGACGUACAACCUUGCCCGUCUGGCUUCUAUACUGGGUCUGCUGGGUCUAGCGAUCACCAGUCUCGUACGCAGCGCUUCUCAAUACUCAGUAAUCGUUCACGCCAUCGACUGUGCCGUCUACGGAUACGCCGCUCUCCUCUCGCUCGUCACUAUACUUGCGAAGGGCCCAGUCACCCGCGGCGCAUCUCCGGCGUUGACCAUUACACUCCUCACCGCGUUCUGCGUCUACGCGUACCGGGACUUAUGGCCGCUGAUGACCUUCACCCUGGAACCCGCCGACCUCGAAGACGGUAACCUUCUCUGGGCCAAGAUUGCAUUGCUGGCGUACGCCGGAGUGCUCAUACCAAUCUCCAUGCCACGCACAUACGAGCCCUACAACCCUUCGGAGCCCUCCGCAGAGCCAGCCGCAGAACAAACAGCGUCCAUAGCCUCAAUGGUCACGUUCUGGUUCAUGGAGCCCCUCGUCUUCCUAGCCUACCGUCUCCCGCGACUUCCGUACGACCAGAUUCCGCCUCUGGCGGACUAUGAUUGGGCAAAGAAUCUUGUCGAUAGGAGUGCUAAGCAUCUGGAUGUGUAUGCGGGUGCGCCGAAGAGGCAUUUGUUCUUCGGUCUUAUGCGCGUGUUUGCAUUUGAGUAUACCAGCGUGGCGUUGAUGAUCGUGCUCCGUGCGGUCACGGCUUUCAUUGCGCCUCUCGGCAUGAAACAGCUACUAGGCUUUCUUGAAACGGGCGGAGAGGAUGCACUCGUCCGUCCAUGGGCAUGGAUCGUCUUGCUUUGCCUCGGGCCCUUCCUCAAUACACUCGCUAUGCAGUGGUACACGUACAACACCACCGCAGUCGUCAUGCGCGGCGAGGCCAUCCUCACUGAGCUUGUCUUCCAACAUGCACUCCGCGUUCGUAUGAAGGCCGAGACCAAGAGCGAAGACGACGAACUGAAGUGGAAGGAGGCUGAUAACCUCGUUGGCAAGAUUACGAACUUGGUCACAACCGAUGUAGACAACAUCGUCGACGCUCGAGACUUCCUCACGCUCGUGCUUCUCACGCCUCUGCACAUCGCAUUCUCUAUCUGGAUGCUCUACGACCUUCUCGGCUGGAGCUCCUUCGUCGGUGUAGCGGUCAUGCUCGCCUUCCUCCCCAUCCCCGGCGCGAUCGCGAAGAACAUCCAACGUGUCCAGCGCGAGGUUAUGAAGCGGACGGAUGCCCGCGUUCAGGUUGUGACCGAGAUGAUGAACAUCAUCCGCUCUGUGAAGCUCUUCGGCUGGGAAGGCAAGAUCGGACAGCUUGUGUACGAUAAACGCGAGGAUGAGCUCCAUUGGAUGUAUAGGCGGGAGUUCUUGACUUUGGGCAACAUGCUCGUGAACUAUGUCGCGCCUAUCAUCGUGAUGGUGGCUUCUUACGGCGCUUACACCGUUCUCAUGAAGGCGAACCUUACUCCAUCGAUCGUGUUUUCCUCCAUGGUUGUAUUCGACCUGCUGCGUGACCAGCUGAAGCUCGUUUCGCGCUUCACGCCACUCGUUGUCAAAGCCAAAGUCUCCCUGGACCGCGUCAACGCCUUUCUGCACACCACUGAGCUUCUUGAUGAGUACAGCGCACAUCUCGAGAGUCCGACCAACGCUUCAGCGCCAGACGCCACCGUCCUCGGCAUACGCAACGGACAGUUCACCUGGUCGUACGACGACACCCCAAACGGCAUAAGCACCCCUUCAUCCUUUCGUUUCUCUCUCCGCAUCCCAGACGAGCUCAUCUUCAAGCGCGGCGCAUUCAACAUAGUCGUCGGGCCUACUGGUUGUGGGAAGACGAGUCUCCUCAUGGCUCUACUCGGCGAGAUGCACUUCUCGCCGAUGGGUCCAGACUCAUGGGUCAAUCUUCCCCGUGCGGGAGGUGUGGCGUAUGCGGCGCAGGAGUCGUGGGUGCAGAACGAGACUAUUCGGGAUAACAUCGUAUUCGGUGCACCGUUUGACGAAGAACGCUACAACAAAGUGAUCUACCAAUGCGGCCUCAAACGCGACCUCGAACUCUUCGAAGCCGGCGAUAAGACCGAAGUCGGCGAGAAGGGCCUCACCCUGAGUGGUGGCCAAAAAGCGCGCGUUACCCUCGCGCGCGCUAUCUACUCCUCCGCCGAGACGCUCCUCUUGGACGACGUCCUAUCUGCUCUGGACGUUCAUACUGCGCGCUGGAUUGUUGAUAACUGUUUCAAGGGAGAUCUUGUGCGCGGACGUACGGUUGUUCUGGUGACCCACAACGUCGCAUUGGUCGGCAACCUCGCCGACUACGUCGUCUCGCUCAACAAUGGCACUGUCGUCCACCAUGGGAAGCCAGACGAGACGAUCGAGAAGGAUGAACUGCUCCUAGAGGAGGUCACCGAAGGCGUGGAGGUGAUGGAGAAGGCUGAUCAGGCCGUCGACGGCCAUGUCCCCGAAGUCAAGGACGACUCGAACGCGGGCAAGCUUAUCCUUGCCGAAGAGGUCGAGGAAGGUCGUAUCUCGUUGUCUGCGUGGAAUAUCUUCUUCGGUAACCUUGGUGGGAACCACAGCGUAUCCUUCUGGGCAGUCUUCCUAGGGUUCCUUACUUUGAGUCAAGUAUUGAGCUCCGGACAAGCAUACUUUAUGGGCGUUUGGUCAGAGCAGUACGAUCGGCGACCUGCCAACGAGGUCAAUGCUGCAUACUACUUGGGCAUCGUCGUGCUCAUCCUAUUCGGCUCGUGCCUUACAUAUGCCGGCGGCAACUACUCCUACAUCUUCGGUAUCAUCCGCGCCGUUCGUGUCAUUCACCGUGACUUGAUCGAGUCGGUCUUGGGCACAACGCUACGCUGGCUGGAUACUACACCCGUAUCCCGCAUCAUCACUCGCUGUACCCAAGACAUCCGCGCUGUCGAGACGAUCACAGCGCACGAGUUUCAGUUCUUGCUGGAAGUGACGCUCAGCAUGAUCAUCAAGCUCGGCGCUGUAGUCAUUCUCACGCCCAUCUUUCUCAUUCCGGGCGUCCUCGUCGCAGUGCUGGGUGGGUGGAUCGGACAAGUGUAUCUGGCUGCGAAUAUGUCCGUCAUUCGGGAGAUGAACAAGGCGAAGUCUCCCGUUCUGGGACACUUCGGUGCUGCUAUUGCUGGACUGGUGUCUAUUCGAGCUUACGGAUCUCAACAUGCAUUCCACCUCGAGCUCCACAAGCGAAUCGACCACUACAACCGGGCCGUUCGGACCAUGUACAACGUCAACCGCUGGGUCGGCAUUCGCAUCGAUGGGUGUGCUCUCGUAUUCGAGGCUGCCGUCGCCGCCUAUCUGGUGUAUGGACCAGGGCACGAGAAGAUCUUACCGUCUCAGGUCGGCUUCUCGCUGACUAUGGCUGUCGGAUUCAGCAGUCUCAUUCUGUGGUGGGUGCGCAUCUUCAACGCGAUGGAGAGCAACGCCAACUGUCUUGAACGCCUUCGCGCCUACAUGACUAUCGAGCAAGAGCCCAAACCCGUCGAGGAGAAGACGCCUCCCGCCUCAUGGCCCUCGAGCGGCUCGCUCACUGUCGAAAAGCUCUCGGCGCGCUACUCUUCCGACGGACCCCGCGUUCUGCACGAGAUCAGCUUCGAAGUGAAGUCCGGCGAGCGUGUCGGUAUUGUCGGACGCACGGGUAGCGGCAAGAUUUCCCUCACACUGUCUCUGCUCCGUUGCAUCUUCAACGAGGGCUCGGUGUUCUACGACGGUCUCGACACGGCGAACAUCAACCUCGACAGGCUUCGCUCGAGCAUCACCAUCAUCCCGCAAGUGCCGGAGUUGUUGAGCGGUACUCUCCGUGAGAACCUGGAUCCGUUCAGCGAGCACGACGAUGCGACACUCAACUCGGCGCUCCGCGCUGCCGGCCUGUUCUCGCUGCAGAAGGACGACGAUGAGAACCGGAUCACGCUCGACUCGCAGAUCUCUAGCGGAGGCGGGAACUUGUCCGUCGGUCAGAGGCAGAUCCUUGCGCUUGCUCGUGCGCUUGUACGCGGGAGCAAGCUCCUGAUUCUCGAUGAGGCGACGAGCAGCAUCGACUAUGAGACGGAUACCAUCAUCCAGAAGUCUCUGAGGAACGAGCUUGGUGGUGAUGUCACCCUGCUCACCGUCGCGCAUCGCUUGCAGACCAUCAUGGACGCGGACAAAAUUAUGGUUCUUGACGCUGGUCGCAUCGUCGAAUAUGACGAGCCCGGGGCUCUGCUCCAGAAAGAGACCGGCUACUUCAAGGCUCUCGUUGAUGAAAGCGGGGACAAGGAGGCGUUGUACACAAUGGCGAGAAUGAAGAGCGACUAA